CGCUGUCCAAGCAUCAGUCGAUCUUCGUUCAUCGAUCAGACAACUCAACACAGACCACAAUGUACAAGCUGGUGGUGUUGUUCUCCGUGGUGGCUUUGGCGGCGGCCAAGCCCGGUUUGGUGGCGCCUUUGGCGUACAGCGCCCCUGUGGCCUACAGCGCGGCUGUUCCCGCCACGAGCUCCGUAUCCCAGUACAGCUCGAGCGUGGUCCACGGAUCCCCAGUUGUGCCCGCCGUGUACAGCGCCCCCGCCGUCUACAGCGCUCCCGCCGUCUACAGCGCCCCUGCCGUCUACAGCUCCUCCGUAGUGGCCCCCGCCGUGGCCCUCGCCCAGGCCCCUCACUCACCCGCUGUCGUCCUCGACGCCGUCAACGGUGUGCCCCUCGACACCCCUGAGGUGGUCGCCGCCCGCGCCGCCCACUACCAGGCUAAGGCUCUGGCCUCCCACCACCUCCGCAAGCGUUCCGUCGGUGCUCUGUCCUACAGCGCCGUCCCCGUAGCCCACGGCGUGGUCGCCGCCCCUGUGUCCUACUCCGCCCCUGUUGUCUCCGGCUACUCCGCUGCCCCCGUUGUGUCCGCGUACUCAUCCCCUGUUGUGUCCGCGUACUCAACCCCAGUGGUGUCCCCCUACUCAUCCCCCGUGGUGUCCCCCUACUCAUCCCCCGUGGUGUCUGCCUACUCCGCCCCGGUGGUGGCCUCCCCCGUGGCUUACUCCGCCGUGGUCCCCAAAGCCCUGAGCGUGCACCCCUGGUAAUCAACGAAUCGAUAACGAAACAAACGAUGUCUGAUCAGUUUUAGAUACUUAAAUUCACUGCCAAAAUAAACGAUUUAUAAAUA
Messenger RNA from Ostrinia nubilalis (European corn borer), 835 nucleotides. RefSeq names its product cuticle protein 16.5-like. The transcript has a single exon. The record is from RefSeq and is a predicted model, not a curated record. Lineage: Eukaryota; Metazoa; Arthropoda; Insecta; Lepidoptera; Crambidae. The coding region runs from base 60 to 752 and encodes 230 amino acids.